CACCCCCGGUUAGGUUCCGAGGCCCCGCCCACCGCGCUGAUGACGCGCAGACGAUAUCGCGCAUGCUCAGUACGGGCAGGGCAGUGUUGUUUUCCGUCCUUUGUUGAGGUGAGUCGGCGGUGGGAUCGGGAUCGGGAUCCGGGAAAGGAUUAUUCUCUGCGGGGCAACACCGACAAUUUCCAUUCGGUGUGUAUUGAAGCCGGUCCCAAGCAGGGGAGGUCUGAUGUUGGGCAGCGAGUCCCGUUAACUUUCCCGAAUUCAAACAAGAGAAAAUCUGCAGAUGCUGGAAAUCCGAGCAACGUCCGCAAAGUGCUGGAGGAACUGAGCAGGCCCGGCAGCACCCAGGAAAAGAGUACAGUCGGCGUGACCGGCCGAAACCCUUCGGCAGGACUGGAGAAUAAAAGAUCAUUGCCAGCAGGUGGUGCUUUCUUCCAACCAGACGGCAGGCAAGCAGACGACGAUCAACCAACGUCAGUCAGAGUCAGAAUGGACACAGAUCUGAACUCCGCAAUCUCGGCCUUCCUGUCAAAUUGUGAGGAUCACCAACUGUUCCGGUUGACGAGAUUCUACAUGGAGCGACUGGAGCAGGCGAUUGAGGAGGGUGUGGAGGGAGUCGGCUUCAUGUUAAUGGGCGAGGAUCACUUCACUGGGCCAGAGUAUCACAGCGUGACUGAGUUCGCGGAGAAGGGAAACCGAGCGGGCGCUUCCAAACUCCUCCUGGAUCUGGUGAUGGAGAAGGGCUCCGGGGCCCGGAGGGUGAUGUGGGAAUCCUUUGUGAAACUACACCACCAUUUACCGAAGCUGAGCAGAAUAUUGGAUGAAAUACGGGAACGAGGUGACGGCCAGUUCGCUUACAUGGACACUGAGCGGGGUUUAUCUGAAGUGCCAGCGCAUCUGAAAGAUGUUCAACAGAAACACAAGGAGACUCUGCGGGUGCAAACUGAAACACUGAGAGUGAACACGAUCCUGAUGAGGGAGAAGGUGAAGGUUUUCCAGCUGGUUGAUCGAUACGCUGAGCUCACGAUCAUUUCUACUGUUCGAGAUCGGAGACUGGUGGAACAUGAGCUGUUGGCAAGAGGCAGAGACCACGAGGAAUGGAGAGAGGAACAUCUCCGAGGACACCUGGAAAAAAUCCGGAUGGAUCAGUUAUUCAAGAGGAGUUUUCUUAAAAAAUUUAAAAGUUCUAACAUGGAAAGAAAAUCCAGGAUAUCUGCAGCGGUGGCCGGCGUUCCAGGGAUCGGGAAAACAACAAUGGUACAAAAGAUUGUUUAUGACUGGGCCACAGGGAAAAUAUACCAACAGUUCCAAUUUGUCUUCAGUUUCAAAUUCCGGGAUUUAAACUCCAUUAACUGCAGAAUAAACUUGAAGGAACUGAUACUGGAUCAAUAUCCUUACUUUGGGAAUAUCCUGAGAGAGGUCUGGAAAAACCCAGAGGGAUUGCUGUUUAUAUUUGAUGGUUUGGAUGAAUUCAACGACAAAAUUGAUUUUGCUGACAGUCAGAGAGACACAGAACCUCGGUCCACAUGCACAGAUCCUGAAUUCAAGUGCAAGGUGUCUGACAUUGUGUACAGUUUAAUCCAGCACAAGCUGCUCCCAGGGUGUUCAGUGCUGGUGACCACCCGUCCCACUGUGUUACGUUUACUGGAAAAGGCAGAGAUCAGUGUCUGGGCUGAAAUCCUGGGAUUUCUUGGUGAGGAACGGAAGGAAUAUUUCAUCAGACAUUUUGAAGAUGAGACGGUGGCAGCAGCUGUUUUCAAACACGUGAAGGAGAACGAGAUCCUGUACACCAUGAGCUACAACCCCUCCUACUGCUGGAUCCUCACUUUAGCACUGGGCCCCUUCUUCACACAAAGAGUCAGGAACCCGCAGCGAGUUCCCAAGACCAUCACCCAACUGUACUCCUACUAUAUUUACAACAUCCUGAAAAACCACGGCCGUGAGAUUGAGAACCCCCGUGAUGUGUUGCUCAGGGUUGGUCAGAUGGCCUUCAGAGGAGUGUCCGAGAAGAAGAUUGUGUUUACAGAUGGAGAUUUGAUCAAAUACAAUCUGCAGCCUUCCCAGUUCCUGUCUGGGUUCCUGAUGGAGCUUUUGGAGAGAGAGAAUUCUGCCCGGUGUGUGGUGUACACAUUCCCACACCUCACCAUCCAAGAGUUUGUAGCUGCAGUCAUACAAUUCCUGACUCUAAAUCCUGGGAGUAUCUUGAAAUUCCUCACUGAAGCCCACAACACAACAGAUGGCCGAUUUGAGAUAUUUCUCCGUUUCGUUGCUGGUCUCUCCUCCCCAAUGACAGCUCGGGGCCUGGAGGAGUUUCUGGGUCCAUUUCCUUAUCAAACAACCUGCCGGGUGAUUGACUGGGUGAAGGAGGAGGUUAAGCGCCAGAGUGGAAACACAUGGAGCGAAGCUGGUAAAAGGAGCCUCCUGAACACAUUGCACUACCUGUUUGAGUCUCAGAAUUGCGGGCUGGCUCAGGCCGCACUGGGAUCUGUGGAAACACUUUCAUUCAGUGGAAUGACACUGACCCCGAUUGACUGCGUGGUCCUGUCUCAUGUCAUCGGACUGUGUGAUACAAUAAAACACCUCGACCUGGAGGACUGCAACAUUCAGUGUGAAGGAAUCCAGCGGCUGGGACCCGGACUGCACAAGUGCCAGCAGUUGAGCCUUGGGGAGAAUGAACUGGGAGAUUCAGGAGUGAAACUGGUGUCUGCGGCUCUGAGGAACCCGCAGUGUAAAAUACAGAAACUGUGGCUGAACCGUGUCGGUCUCACAGAUUCUGGUGCCGAGGAUCUCGCCUCCGCUCUCAGUACAAACCCAUCACUGACGGAGCUGAAACUGAAUAAUAAUAAACUGGGAGAUUCAGGAGUGAAACUGGUGUCUGCGGCUCUGAGGAACCCGGAGUGUAAAAUACAGAAACUGGGGCUGAACCGUGUCGGUCUCACAGAUUCUGGUGCCGAGGAUCUCGUCUCCGCUCUCAGUACAAACCUAUCACUGAUGGAGCUGGACCUAGGAUUAAACUCGCUGACAGACCGAUCUGUCCCCGCUCUCCGCCGCCUCAUACUGACCCUCCCGAGUCUGAAGCGGAUCGGGCUGUGGCAGAAUCUGUUCAGUGAGACCGGGGAGAAGAAACUGGGAUCUCUGCAGGGAGUCAGACCCGGACUGACAGUGACGGUGUGAACAUCUGAGUGUGUGAACAGGGACAUUUUGGCCGAUUCCUGGCCCUCCCCUUACCGGCAAAAAUGUUGGUGGUGAAUUGGCGGGGGGGGGGGGGCGGGGGGGGGGCUGGGUAGUGACAAACUUUAUUUUUGUUUAAUCCCCCUUAACUCCCAUGCUUAUGUUUAAUGGCCGUUUAUGUUUAUGAUUAUGUUUAAAUUCCCAACGGUUUUAAGGGAACUGGAAACAACAGGAAUUCUGCAGAUGCUGGAAAUUCAAGCAACACACAUCAAAGUUGCUGGUGAACGCAGCAGGCCAGGCAGCAUUUCUAGGAAGAGGUACGGACUAGUCCUGACGAAGGGUCUCGGCCUGAAACGUCGACUGUACCUCUUCCUAAAGAUGCUGCCUGGCCUGCUGCGUUCACCAGCAACUUUGAUGUAUGUUAUGGGAACUGACUCCAGUCCCGCGCUCGGCGACGUUCAGAGCUUCCCCGAAGUGAUGUUUUUCUGCGUCCUGUCCAGCGGCGCUGCUCUGGCCAGAUGUGCGGGUUCAAGACUCCCCCACGUGAGACCCCGGGGAAUUACACAGACAGGAAGAGCCCGGGGGCCGGGGCUCAAUCUGGGACACCGGUGUCCCGGGGUGGGAUUAUCCCGGGAGAGAAUCCUUUUGCUCCCUUUGCUGAGGACGGUGCAUUCGGCAGUCUGGCCGAUAUAAUGAUGUUAAAUUGACAAAUACCUCGGCAGUGACCCUGGAUCUGCAGCGAUCCCGGUCACGGCCCUGAAGUGUGAUUUUAUAAUCAUCGGUUCCCCGAUGCAGAGUGACGGUGAGAAACGGGACUGAUUAUUCAACCGGUCACCCGUUGUCACCGGUCAGUUAAUUGUGUGUGACUGUGAGUGAGUCGGGAGCAGUUUAUUUAUUCCCGCACGUCAGCAGCUCACACAUUGUUUAAUUUACAUUUGUCAUGUUGAAAUCAAUAAACUGCUGUAACUUCC
Mobula hypostoma (lesser devil ray) is the source of this 4139-nucleotide messenger RNA. Its product is annotated as NACHT, LRR and PYD domains-containing protein 3-like. The transcript has 10 exons. Bases 40 to 3171 code for a protein of 1043 amino acids. The record is from RefSeq and is a predicted model, not a curated record. Gene Ontology annotation, cellular component: cytoplasm. Gene Ontology annotation, molecular function: protein binding. Lineage: Eukaryota; Metazoa; Chordata; Chondrichthyes; Myliobatiformes; Myliobatidae.